AUGGGGAAUCCUAAAAGAAAGUCAAAGUUAAGUAGGGAAGAAUUGUUAGAUAAGAAAAGAAUCGCAGAGAGAAAAAGGAAAGAAAAAAUCAAGAGUGAUCCAGUAAAGGCAGAAGAAUUACGAAGGAAAGAAAGUGAACGCUAUCAUAAGAAAAAAGCAGAAGCGAUGGGCGGCAAGAAGAGGAAAAAGAAGGAGCAAGAAUCUGAAAGCAUUUCGGUAAUCCAGAGCUCUGAUAGUGACUCCGAAUACUCUGACGCGUCAGAGUCGCCACUGGACAAAUACAAACCAUAUAGGAACAUUCAGUCCGGUCAGUGCCGCAUUAUCUUCGACGAAGGAUCUUCAAAUUCGGAAGCUGAACCGGACCCAUAUGAAGACAAUGACGGUGAUUAUGGCUCCGAUGAGAACUAUGAGCCACAGCAGCAGCUUGCUUCCUCUAGUUCUUCAGAAGAUAUAUUUUCAAAUAGAAGGCAACAUACGUCCCGAGGCCCGGUUGCUUUAUCGGAUUCGAGUAAGUCGCAUAUCCUGAAUUUAAGUUCAGAUACUGAACCUGACGAUAACCCUAACGAACAUGGUGUAUCAGAUUCAAUAGAAAAUUCACCAUCUCUUGUCGUAUCUCUGUUUUCUCAGUCUGAUAAUAUAGAUUCUACAGUACAACGAAAAUCUCCAGAACCUGAAGAGCAGUUGUGGUCAAAUACUACUGACGGAAUUCCCGAUUUUGAGUUCGAUUCCGCUUCACAAGCGACUGUUAGAUUUAAAGACACACACUAA
Plodia interpunctella (Indianmeal moth) is the source of this 768-nucleotide messenger RNA. RefSeq names its product protein FAM133-like. The record is from RefSeq and is a predicted model, not a curated record. The transcript is spliced from 5 exons. Lineage: Eukaryota; Metazoa; Arthropoda; Insecta; Lepidoptera; Pyralidae. Bases 1 to 768 code for a protein of 255 amino acids.